Messenger RNA from Pelmatolapia mariae (spotted tilapia), 2586 nucleotides. RefSeq names its product transmembrane serine protease 9 (gene tmprss9). The record is from RefSeq and is a predicted model, not a curated record. NCBI's taxonomy places the organism in Eukaryota, Metazoa, Chordata, Actinopteri, Cichliformes, Cichlidae. Gene Ontology annotation, molecular function: serine-type endopeptidase activity; protein binding. The transcript has 15 exons. The coding region runs from base 1 to 2418 and encodes 805 amino acids. Gene Ontology annotation, biological process: proteolysis.
AUGGAAGCGCAGAAGGAUGAAGGCCGAGGGCCGUGGUCAUCUUCGCCUCCCGCUCCCUCCAGCUCUGUCUGCUACAGGAGCGGUCUCAUACUCUUCCUCCUCUUCUUCCUUAUUAUUGGCAUCUUUGUCGGCCUGGUUAUAGCGUACCUUGUGCAGGAGCAGCAUCAUUUCAUGGAGACAGUGGAGCUCAGAGGUCUGAAGUACGAUGCUGCACUGCAGGAUAAGAGCUCUGGUUUCUCCAUAGUACUGUCCUCGGUUUUAAAGUCCAGGAUUAAAAAUGUCUUCACUGCCUCAUCCACAACACAUCACUUUGUUGAUUGCAGCAUUGUUGCCUAUGGUAACAUUAAUGGAGAUGUGAUGGCGACGCUCCGACUCGUCUUCAGGGUGGCCAAGAUCCAGCAGUAUUCGGAAAACUUUGUUCAGGACUUGCUGAGUGCAGGGCUCAGCUCAUCGAUGCACGGGAAACCGCUGGAGGUGCCUGAGUUUGGACAGAUCGACGCUAUCAUCCUGCUGGGAGCCAGUGGAAAGUCAUUUUAUGCUAUUGGAGACAGUAUGAUAGCCAGCUGUCCUGACAACACUUUCACCUGUGACAGCGGAGAAUGUGUCACAAAAGUAAACCCAGAGUGUGACUUCGUCCCAGACUGCGCAGAUGGAUCUGAUGAAGCUCGCUGUGCCUGUGGUACGCGUCCUGCCAUGGGGAGUCGGGUGGUGGGCGGUGAGGACGCACGGCGAGGGGAGCUGCCGUGGCAGGUCAGCCUGAGGUUCCAUGGGCGGCACAUCUGCGGAGCCACCAUCAUCAAUGAACGCUGGCUCGUCAGUGCAGCUCACUGCUUUGAGAGGGUCAAUAACCCCAAAGAAUGGACAGCCCUGGUUGGGGCGACGCUGGUGAGCGGUGAGGAGCCAGAGUCCAGAACGAUUAACAUCAAGUCCAUAACUGUGUCUCCAGACUACAACCCCAUGACCACGGACAAUGAUGUAACUGUGCUGGAGCUGGAGACGCCUCUCACGUUCAGCUCUUACGUGCAGCCUGUCUGCAUACCCUCCCCAUCUCAUGUUUUUGCACCUGGUCAGAGCUGCAUUGUGUCCGGUUGGGGUGCCGUACACCAGUUUAGCUUCACGCUGCCUUCCACGCUGCAGAAAGCUGUGGUGAAAGUCAUUGACUCCAAGGUGUGCAAUAAGUCAUCUGUGUACAGAGGAGCGAUCACUCCAAACAUGAUGUGUGCUGGAUUCCUGCAGGGCAAGGUGGACUCGUGUCAGGGGGACUCUGGAGGACCUCUGGUGUGCGAGGGGGCCCCGGGUAGAUUCUUCCUGGCCGGGAUAGUGAGCUGGGGUGUGGGCUGCGCUCAGGUCAACAGACCUGGGGUUUAUUCCCGUGUUACCAGGCUCCGUAACUGGAUUCUAAGCCAGACUGAUCCCACCUCGGUUCAUGAUUAUGGCCAGCAUGUUCCCACAGUGACAGAGUUUAAUACCCCACCAGCACCCGGGACCUCAGCUGAUAACGUCUCCUUAAUCUUAAGAGCUUUAUCAGUUACUGAGAUUCAUUUAUUUAAUCUCUCCGUGUUUUUUCCAGCCUUGAAUUGCAGUGGAAACUUUGAGUGUAGCUCCACUUCCUGCAUCAGCAAGGUCAACCCGGAGUGUGACAGAGUCGCAGACUGUCCCAAUGGGGCUGAUGAAAGAAACUGUGAGUGCGGCGUGCGCCCUGCACUGGGCUCCCAUAGGAUCGUGGGUGGAGUCACAGCUCGGAGGGGAGAGUGGCCUUGGAUCGGGAGUCUUCAGUACCAGAGGCUUCACAGAUGCGGUGCCACGCUCAUUCACAAGAGGUGGUUACUGACUGCAGCGCACUGCUUCAAAAGUGACUCUACUCCCAAUAACUGGGCCGUGAGCCUGGGAUCUGUGCUGCGAUCUGGGGUAGGAGCCCUGGUCGUCCCCAUCCAGAGGGUAAUCAUCCACCCGGCCUUUAAUGGCACCAACAUGGACCAUGAUGUGGCUUUGCUGGAGCUGGCCGUCCCAGCCCCGAUGUCUUACACCAUCCAGUCUGUCUGUCUUCCAUCACCAGUACACCGCUUCUUAAAGAGCGCAGAGUGCUACAUCACAGGGUGGGGAUCCAUGAGAGAGGGAGGUUCAUUGACCAACCUGCUACAGAAAGCUGCUGUGAACAUCAUUGACCAGACGGACUGUCAGCAAUCAUACGGUAGCGUUCUGACUUCAAACAUGAUGUGUGCGGGAUUCAUGGCGGGAGGUCGGGACACCUGCUUGGGAGACUCUGGAGGGCCGCUGACAUGUCGUCAGCCCUCCGGUCAGUGGUUUAUCGCUGGAGUAACCAGCUGGGGACACGGAUGCGGCCGAGUCGGUUUCCCGGGAGUUUACACUCGUGUGACGUCUAUCAGGAGCUGGAUAUCCACAUACCUACCCUUCUGAUGAAGGAAGAACUGUGUCUGCAGAGAACUGAGAUCAUGCUAAACAGCCACACACAAAUACUCAGUGUACACAGCACUGACCUCUGUGACCCGCCGGUCACGGGUGCUGGCGGUAGUGCUGUGCUUUUACCUGAACUGAGGAAACAAUCCUGAUGUGUGGCUUAAACAU